Messenger RNA from Pseudo-nitzschia multistriata, 464 nucleotides. The record is from the annotation of a GenBank genome assembly. Lineage: Eukaryota; Bacillariophyta; Bacillariophyceae; Bacillariales; Bacillariaceae.
CGAGAACGAGAACGAGAACGGAGGCGAGUAAGCCCGCGAGGAGCAAUGCAACACGAAUGCAACCAGCAACUCGCAAACAAGACACGACGCGUUUCUUUGGAAGACUUUUGCAAUACAGGAAUUGCAACAACAUUGAAAAMGUAUUUGGUGCACGCAGCGACAGUGCUUGCUACGCAACACUUGUUGCCGUGCUUCGACGGAAAGCACGGCCGGAUUCGACCCCGGGAGAGGUGUGGAAGGAGAGUUCCAAGCAACUCCGGGGCAAUCCAAGGAUCGGGAUGGACCGGACCGGACCGGACCGGAUUUGUGUCUCUACCGUUCUCCAUAGUUGUGCRCAGUAACACUAGUAGUAGAUCUGUACUACCCUAUUACGGUAAUAGGAUUUUAUUUUGCGCUUGUUUGCUCCUUGCGGUUGGUUCGUGAUAUGAUGCGAUCAAAGUAUCGAAUCAAGCCAACUUCUCUCG